Messenger RNA from Drosophila eugracilis, 1638 nucleotides. RefSeq lists its product as uncharacterized. The record is from RefSeq and is a predicted model, not a curated record. The transcript is spliced from 2 exons. The coding region runs from base 27 to 1532 and encodes 501 amino acids. Lineage: Eukaryota; Metazoa; Arthropoda; Insecta; Diptera; Drosophilidae.
CAGAGAACCGAGAAGAUCUAACCGUGAUGCUACACUCAACAGCUAUGAUUGGCCUAUUUUUGGGCCUGGUACUAGUAACACUGGUCCAUACCGCUCCCGUGGAGGUUGUCUAUACGGGCGAGAGCUGUGCCUGCCCCACCCAGUUGGGUUAUCAACUGAAUGUGCCCAAUCCAGCCAAGCCCAAGAAGUAUGUAGGUGGCGAGUAUGGCUAUCGAGUGGAGAAACCCGUUCAGGCCAAGGCCAAAAUUAGCUACAGUUUUGACUUCACAGUGGAGCAGCCCAGGACACCGGCUCCACCCAAGAACAAUCCAUCUAAUCUGUAUGCCAAGGUGGACAGGAUCACCGUUAACAAGUCUGAUUGCCAGGCCAAGGAUAAGACAACCUGCGGCUGCUCGAGUUGCUCCGGUCAAAAACCCAGGUACGUAGCUCCAUCGGUCAGGUCACCGAAUGCCAUUCGUCGACGCAGGGAUCUCCGACCACCUGGUUCCCUGCUCCGCCGGCGGCUCAUGCGCCAACAGCAGCUCCAGGAGCGUCCUCCACGCUUUGUUAAACUCUACCACAAGGAUUUGACUCCUGCCCAGCAGAAGCAGCAGAUCAAACUCUUUGGCUUGAUCCCCGUGGAGUCCCCACAGCCAGUUGCUGCCGCACCAAAAACGAAGCGAAAGACCAAGAAAGCCCAACCAAGUUGGUUGGGUUUAAAGCGUCGUUUGAAAAAGCGUGAUAUCAAGGGGGAGUACGAUCUUCUCGAGCAAGAACGUUCCCAAAUAGAUCUGACUGCUCCAGAGAUCAUUCAAUUCAUGCCGGAAACCCUUAAUCCAGAUUUUAAACCCGGCCAAUGCCACAUGGGUUGCGGAGCCGUUACAGCAGAUGCACCGCCACCAGAAGAGCCACUCCCCAAAGUGGAGCAAGUGCCUCAAACGAUGCAAUCUGAGCAAGCAGAGCCACCAGAACAACAGAACUCAAUUCCGUCCAAGAGAGCCGCCUAUGGUUACUAUCCCCUGCAGAUUCCCUCACCACUAAGUCGUCAAGAGGACUACAAAUUCGUGGAUGACUCACAGUUGAGGAGCCUCUUGUCCACCACUUCUGUGCCAGAUCCCCAGGAGUACAGCUCCACGCCACUACAAUUUGCUGGAGACUUGGAAUCGGUCACACGAAGAUCCUAUGGACCACCACUUUUAGGUCUCGGUGGUGGCUACCCAGUGGAACACGUUUCCGACUCUCAACUGGAUAGCAUUAUCUCUGGGAUCGUUUACAAUCAUCCGGUCUACGAUCAUUACUCCACAGAGGGCAGUCUAGUGGAUCCGGAACCCGUACAAAAACAGCAAACCACAGAUUUCCUCAAGAAACUCAUCGAUGGCCGCCUGGGCGGUUGGGGUUUUGAUCAGAACUCUGAACCGGAACAUAGUCUGCGGGAGGAUUACUCCAGACAACCGGCCAAAACCUAUGGCUACAAUAGUCACACCCAGAAUGGCUACAGUGUGGACACGUACAGUGCGCCACCCAUAACGGAUUAUCUGAGGGCCUGGUUCUAGAUCCCCUAAGUCCUAAUUCCCUUAUAAAACCUAGCUUUAGUACUCAAAAGAAAAAAAAAAAACAAACUUAAACCAAAAAAACAGAAUAUAAUAAAUUGAAAAAAUA